Molecule: messenger RNA, 2799 nt
Organism: Maudiozyma barnettii
Lineage: Eukaryota; Fungi; Ascomycota; Saccharomycetes; Saccharomycetales; Saccharomycetaceae
Gene: DGR2
Product: Dgr2p
Exons: 1
Coding region: 1-2799 (932 amino acids)
Molecular function (GO): protein binding
Source: RefSeq, a predicted model, not a curated record
AUGUCAAAAGAUCAACCUAGUUCUCCUGUAUCAAAGGUUACUGGUAUGCCUAGUAUUUUAUUCAAUGGGAAUAAAUUAAAAAGAGGUGGUUCCAAGAAUAGUAAGAAAGAGAAAGAUCAUGAUAUUUCAAGUACUUCUGUUACUCAAAGCACACAAGAUAUAUCUAGGGACUCGAUCGAUCUACAUGAAGAGGACAACGGGAUUGAGUUUUCUGCAGAUAUUGAACCGUUGAAGUUUAAAAUGAAGAGAACACCUGAACCUGACAAGAAAUUAAAGGAUUCACCUAGGGAAUAUCUUGAUUCAUUGGAACAAAUAAGGCAACAGAUAGAAAAUGUCACAAAUAAUGGUUCUGAUAGCAAUAUAAUUACUACAAAUAUUUCAAAUGGUAUUCCGUGGAGUUUUGGUGAUAUAGAUAAAGAACAAUUUGAAGAAUAUCUAGAAAAACCUAAUUAUAUUAGAUGUUUACCAAGAAAAAUAGAUUUCAAUGUGUUUAAUAGAUUAUUUUUAGCUCAAGAGUUAAAGGAUACUUCUGAUGAACCUGAGCUGACAUAUGACCCAACAGUGAAUAACAAUGCAUUGAAGAAAACAAGAAGUAGAGGGAAAGGAUCAAUAUCUUCUAAUGUCUCGAAUUCGGAUAGUUUAAAGAGAUCAAUUUGGAAGACACAAUUUAGUUUAGAUGGAAAAUAUAUGGCAGUAGGGAGUAAAGAUGGGACGGUUAAAAUUUUGAAAGUUAUUAGUUCCCCUGUUGAAAGAUGGGAAAUGGAUAAUAUGGAUGAAUCCAUGAGAAUAUCAAGAGCAAAGAAAAUGUUAAGAAUGAAACAAAUUGCUGCUUCUUCAACUUUUAACACAUUAAAUAGUGGGAAAGUGGGAAAACAUAUUGCUGAUUUAGAAAAUAAUACAAUGGAAAGUAAUAGUAACAAUAAUGAUUCUACUAAUCUGUAUGCACCUGUCUUUCAUCAAACACCUUAUAAGAUAUUUAAAGAACAUGUUUUUGAUGUCCUGGACCUGGAUUGGUCCAAAAAUAAUUUUCUAUUGACAGCAUCUAUGGAUAAGACUGUUAAACUAUGGCAUUUGGAAAGGAAAGAGUCAUUAAGAACAUUCCAUCAUGCAGAUUUUGUCACAGGUGCAAAAUUUCAUCCCACAGAUGAUAGGUUUUUCGUAACCGGUUGUCUUGAUCAUAAAUGUAGACUUUGGUCAAUUAUCGAUAACGAAGUAAGUUAUGAAUAUGAUUGUCAUGAUCUUAUUACUUCAAUCGAAAUUUCCAAAUUUGAUGGGAAAUACACAAUUAUUGGUACUUUUAAUGGGUUUAUUCACAUUUUGUUGACAAAGGGGUUGAAAUCUGUAUUGAGUUUUCAUGUGUCUGAUAAAGAGAUAAAAUGGAAAGAUACGGAGUUUCUUUCAAUUUCUAAGCAUACUAGUGGGCCACGUAUUACAGGGAUUCAAAUAAUAAGUGCAAUAAAUGAACCAUUGAGGCUCUUGAUAACAAGUAAUGAUUCUAGGAUUCGUAUAUUCGAUAUCGAAAAGCGAAAACUUGUGGAAUUUUUGAAAGGUUUCCAAAGUGGGUCAUCGCAACAUCAAGCUUUUUAUCUCGAUAAAAAUGGAGAGUCAACAGUUUUAUGUAGUAGUGACGAUCAUUGGUUGUAUGGUUGGAAACUAAGAACCAAUGACGCGAACGACAUGGAUAAAGAACGAUCCCAGUCGAUGUCGACAAUUGACACAAGUCACGACUCACAUCUAGAUAUUUCGCCCGUAUCAUCAAUGGGGUCAAUGGAUGUAGGUGACGAUUUAUUAGAAAAUGGUGAUGAUGAUGGUGAUGAUAAAGUGGAGUCAUCAUUAUCUUCACAGAAUAAAAAAAGAGUUCGGAGACGUUCCAAAAUAUUUGAUUCAUUGAGAAAUCUGGCACAAUCACAUCAUCGUCGACACCAUACUGUGGUAAAGAACGCGAGAUAUAGCUGUUUCCACGCUCAUCAUGCACCAGUGACGACAUCUCUUAUUGCUCCCAUUGAGACCUCGAAGGUAUUGUCACUUUCUAAUGAUUUUAUCUGUGAAUUAACAUUGAAUACGAUUCGUGAUAAUAAAUUAGCUGCAAGUGGACAAUCUAUUAUGUCUUCUCAAGGAACCACGGCAGAAGUAGUGAAAGCCAUUGGAACAAUAUUGAUUACAACUGAUAAUCAAGGGACAAUAAGAGUAUUUAGAACAGAUAUCUCAACAAAGAUAAGAAAUAAAGUUCUGAAUGAUCUAAAACAAUAUGACGAAGAAGUUCAUGGUAAAAGUGAUAAACAAGAAGGUCCUAAAUCAAUGAAUUGCUUCAGUAAUGUAAACAGAUCAGAGUCUUCAACAACCAUGAAAAGACAAUCCAAUAGCAAGACGAAGCUAACAGGAGUGUCUGGAUCAGAUGAAACAACUCCAAGAUCUAGCUCAGAUUUAGUACCCACAGGGGAAUAUGAUUUAUUACAGGCGCCAAACGGGCAAAUAAUUAAUAUUGCUCAACCCACCACUAGUCCUAAUACAGUUUACAAGAGUUCGAGAAACAAUAUAUCCGCUACGAGUAUAGGGAGACUGAUGGGUAAUUCCUCAUCGAGGAGACAUGCAAAGAGCACAAGUUCAUCAAACUCAAAUAACAAUGGUAAAGAAAGUGCCCCAGGGAGAAACAUAGUAGCAAACUUGUCAGCAUUAUCGUUACGAUGUAAUGUCUGUAAUAGUACAAAUUUUACGCAAUAUUCAAGUAAUACGGGGUUACAAAGAGAAAACAAUUAUUCAUGCGUCGAUUGUGGUACUACCCUUAACAACUUUAGAUAA